Penicillium digitatum Pd1 is the source of this 408-nucleotide messenger RNA. RefSeq names its product Glycosyl transferase, family 8. The record is from RefSeq and is a predicted model, not a curated record. NCBI's taxonomy places the organism in Eukaryota, Fungi, Ascomycota, Eurotiomycetes, Eurotiales, Aspergillaceae. Gene Ontology annotation, molecular function: glycosyltransferase activity.
AUGGCCAUAACAUCUCCGAGAGUCUUUCGCUCCAUUUUCAUAGUUUUGUCCGCUCUAUUUGGGUUUGCGACAUUAUUGCGACUUCCAGGCAAUCUGACUCCUCUGGGCGACUUUAAUUCUUACUUCGACGGCCUGUCCGGGAAGCAAUUUAACUGGUCUCGAUUUGCAUACACCCAAUAUGCUACCGACAGAUCUUAUCUGUGCAACUCGCUCAUGAUUUUUGAGGCUCUUCAACGUCUUGGAAGUAAAGCCGAUCGCUUGUUGAUGUACCCACACAAUUUCCUCUUGUCUGAGAACGAUGUUUCACCUGAAGCUCGCUUACUUCGCUUCGCAAGGGACAAAUACGCAGUCAAACUCAAGCCAAUCGAAGUGAUGAUGAAGGAUGGGGGAGGUGGUAAGUCAUCUUAA